This is a messenger RNA of Mauremys mutica (yellowpond turtle), 4857 nucleotides long. It is a transcript of the gene CNTNAP2, whose product is annotated as contactin associated protein 2. Lineage: Eukaryota; Metazoa; Chordata; Testudines; Geoemydidae. The coding region runs from base 523 to 4407 and encodes 1294 amino acids. The record is from RefSeq and is a predicted model, not a curated record. The transcript has 26 exons.
CAAAGGUUUAGUAACAGCCUAAUGAAGGCAAGUUAGAGAAGACCUCCAGGAAUCAGGUUAGGCUCCUGGAGCAGGGAGGUUUGUGAAAGAAGCUGCUGUACUUGUUAGGGAGAGUAGGUGGGGGAAUUGCUGGGAAGAAGGCCUUGGAGGGGAAAAAUCCUGCCAGGCAGUACUUGGCUUUAAAAGUACAGAAAAACUCUGCUGAGCCUAGGAGUAGGGGCAAAGAGCAGCAAACUUCAGUGUUCCCCAAGAAGGGCAGAAGAACUGUGUGUUUGGAUGUUUGUUUGGAUUUUCAGUUAGACUUUCUUUUCCCUAAAAGAGGACUGUUCUUUAAAGAUGGCUUAGCUGGAGAGUUGGGCUAUGGAAGAUGUAGCAAGAAACAGGUUAUCUCAGGGCCAAAGAGGGUGCUGGAGAUGAAGACUUCUGCAAUGCUGCCUUCAUGCUAGGGGAUGCUGUUGUGAAAAAUGUGAUGAGCCACUGGUCUCAGCAUUAUCCCACUCCUCCUUCAGCAGUUCAUCAUCUAUGACUAGUAGCUAUUCACCAGGGUAUGCAAAGCUAAACAAAAGAGGAGGGGCUGGAGGCUGGUCUCCAUCAGAUAGUGACCAUUAUCAAUGGCUGCAGGUGGAUUUUGGGAGCAGGAAACAAAUCAGCGCUAUAGCAACGCAAGGCAGAUACAGCAGCUCUGAUUGGGUGACUCAAUACCGGAUGCUGUAUAGUGAUACAGGGAGAAACUGGAAGCCGUAUCACCAGGAUGGAAACAUUUGGGCAUUUCCUGGAAAUACAAAUUCUGAUAGCGUGAUCCGGCAUGAUUUACAGCAUCUGGUUAUAGCCCGCUACAUACGCAUAGUUCCUCUCGACUGGAGUGGAGAGGGCCAAAUUGGGCUGAGAACUGAGGUCUACGGCUGCCCGUACUGGGCCGAUGUUAUCAAUUUUGAUGGCCAUGCUGUGUUACCAUACAGAUUCAGGAACAAGAAAAUGAAAACACUGAAAGAUGUCAUCACUUUGAAAUUUAAAACCUCUGAAAGUGAAGGUGUCAUCUUCCAUGGAGAAGGACAGCAAGGAGACUAUAUCACCCUGGAACUGAAAAAAGCCAAGCUGAUCCUUAAUUUAAAUCUAGGUAGCAACCAGUAUGGCUCAAUUUAUGGUCACACAUCUGUGAUGACAGGCAGCCUCUUGGAUGACCACCAUUGGCACUCCAUUGUCAUAGAACGUCAUGGGAGGAACAUCAAUCUAACACUGGAUAGGCACAUGCAACAUUUCAGAACCAAUGGGGAAUUUGAUUACCUGGACCUGGACUAUGAGAUAACCUUUGGUGGUAUGCCUUUUUCUGGGAAGCCAAGUUCAAAUAGCGGGAAAAACUUCAAAGGCUGUAUGGAAAGCAUCAAUUACAAUGGUAAUAAUAUCACAGACCUUGCCAAGAGGAGGAAAUUGGAACCUUCUAAUGGGGGAAACUUAAGUUUUUCAUGUGUGGAGCCACAUACAGUGCCUGUCUUUUUCAAUGCUACCAGUUACCUGGAAGUGCCUGGUCGCUUGAAUCAGGACCUGCUUUCAGUCAAUUUCCAGUUUCGGACCUGGAACCCCAAUGGACUUCUUCUCUUCAGCAACUUUGCCGAUGGAUUGGGUAAUGUCGAGAUUGACCUGACCGAAGGCAAAGUCAGUGUCCACAUCAAUGUCACCCAGGCGAAGAAGAACCGAAUAGACAUCUCAUCAGGCUCGGGACUCAACGAUGGGCAAUGGCAUGAAAUCCGGUUUCUAGCUAAGGAAAACUUUGCUGUCCUCACCAUUGAUGGAGACGAAGCCUCAGCAGUUCGAACAAACAGUCCUCUGCAAGUUAAAACUGGAGAGAAAUAUUUCUUUGGAGGGUUCCUUCCACAAACAAAUGACUCAAAUCGUUCCCUGCUCCAGCUCUCAUUCCAAGGAUGCAUGCAGUUUAUUCAUGUGGAUGAUCAACUGGUGGAUUUGCAUGCAGUGGAGCAAGGCAAACUGGGAAGCUUUGCCAAUGUCAGCAUUGAUAUGUGUGCCAUUAUUGACAGGUGCGUGCCCAAUCACUGUGAACAUGGUGGCAAAUGCUCCCAAACGUGGGACAGCUUCAAAUGUACUUGUGAUGGAACUGGAUACAGUGGUGCCACCUGUCACAACUCUAUUUAUGACCUCUCCUGUGAAGCAUACAAACACUUGGGCAAAACCUCAAAUUAUUACUGGAUAGAUCCAGAUGGCAGUGGGGCACUGGGACCUUUGAAAGUUUACUGCAACAUGACAGAGGAUAAAGUAUGGUCAACUGUGUAUCAUGAUCUGCAGAUGCAGACUUCAGUGGUAGGCAACGGCCCGGAAAAAUACUCUGUAUUACAGCUCAAUUACAGUGCCACCAUGGAUCAGAUCUCUGCCAUCACCAGUAGUGCUGAAUACUGUGAGCAGUACAUCUCCUACUCCUGCAAGAUGUCCAGGCUGCUGAACACCCCAGAUUAUGCCAUCUGUGAUACCUGUGAAGCCCAGGUGCCUUCAGUGGAUUUACACAGGUAUGGGAAUCCAUACACCUGGUGGGUUGGAAAAGCCAAUGAGAAGCACUACUAUUGGGGUGGCUCUGGACCUGGCAUUCAGAAAUGUGCCUGUGGCAUUGAACGCAAUUGUACUGAUCCCAAAUACUAUUGCAACUGCGAUGCUGAUGCUAAACAAUGGAGAAAAGAUGCUGGGCUCUUGUCUUACAAAGAACAUCUACCAGUGAGUCAAGUGGUGGUUGGAGAUAUUGACCGAUCUGGAUCAGAAUCCAAGUUAACUGUGGGUCCUGUGCGCUGUCAAGGAGACCGGAAUUACUGGAACGCUGCGUCUUUCAUUACUCCAUCGUCCUACCUUCACUUCUCCACGUUCCAAGGGGAAACCAGUGCAGACAUCUCUUUCUACUUCAAAACAUCAGCCCCUGAUGGAGUGUUUCUUGAGAAUUUGGGGAAUACAGACUUCAUCAAACUUGAGCUGAAAUCUGCUAUUGAAGUGUCCUUUUCAUUUGAUGUUGGAAAUGGCCCAGUGGAGAUCAUUGUCAGAUCCCCCAACCCACUCAAUGAUGACCAAUGGCAUCGAGUCAUCGCUGAGAGGAAUGUCAAGCAGGCCAGUCUGCGGGUGGACCAGCUGCCGCAGGAGAUCCGGAAAGCACCAACGGAAGGCCACACACGAUUGGAACUGUAUAGCCAGUUAUAUGUUGGUGCCGCAGGAGGCCAGAGAGGAUUUCUGGGUUGCAUUCGCUCUUUAAGAAUGAAUGGGGUGACUCUGGACUUGGAAGAGAGAGCCAAGGUCACACUGGGGGUGAAACCUGGCUGCUCUGGCCACUGCACCAGCUAUGGAAUGUACUGUGAGAAUGGAGGUAAAUGUGUCGAGAAAUACAAUGGCUACUCCUGUGACUGUUCCAAAACUGCAUAUGAUGGACCAUUUUGCAUAAAAGACGUUGGAGCAUUUUUUGAAGAGGGGAUGUGGCUCCGAUAUAAUUUCCAGUCCCCAGGGAUCAGUGUGAAAGACUUAGUCAGCCGAACUAUGUUGAGCUCUACAGACCAUGAUAACACUGUGCCAGACCUCAGAUUGAAUAAGGAGGCGCUCAGUUUCAGCUUCAGUACCACCAAGUCCCCUUGUGUCCUCCUGUACAUCAGCUCUUACACUCAGGACUACAUGGCAGUGCUUGUCAAGCCAUCUGGAAACUUACAGAUUCGAUACAACCUUGGAGGCACUGGAGAGCCAUAUAACAUUGAUGUAGACCACAGAAACAUGGCAAAUGGACAGCCACACAGUGUUAAUAUCACACGGAAUGAAAGGGAUAUAGUUCUCCAGCUUGAUCAUUAUCCUCCAGCAAGUUACAGCCUGCCAACAGCUUCUGACACUCAGUUCAACUCCCCAAAGGCGCUCUUCCUGGGAAAAGUUAUAGAAACUGGGAAGAUCGACCAAGAUAUCUAUCAAUACAAUACACCAGGAUUCACUGGCUGCCUAUCUAGAGUGCAGUUCAACCAGGUUGCCCCACUCAAGGCAGCCCUGAGACCUACCAACACCUCCUCUCACGCCCACGUUCAAGGGGAGCUAGUGGAAUCCAACUGCGGAGCAUCUCCGCUGACCAUCCCACCAAUGUCUGCGGCCACUGACCCCUGGCAUUUAGAUUCAGCCAGUGCUGAUUUCCCAUACAAUGGUCAAGCUAUAGGAGAUGGAGUUAACAGGAACUCUGCCAUUAUUGGAGGUGUCAUCGCCGUUGUGAUCUUCACCAUCCUUUGCACGCUGGUGUUCCUGAUACGCUACAUGUUCCGUCACAAGGGAACCUACCACACCAAUGAGGCCAAGGGGGCGGAGUCUGCUGAGAGCGCUGAUGCAGCCAUCAUGAACAAUGACCCCAACUUUACGGAGACCAUCGACGAGAGCAAAAAAGAGUGGCUUAUCUGAGAGUAAUCAGGAAGAAAGUCGUGCCAAGGAGGAUGUGCCUGCAAAGCUGAUCUAUCCACUGAUUUGCACACCCUACCUAGUUGGUGAAACAUGAUGGCAUCAAUUUCCAAUCAUUCUAAUCUGCUGGCCUUUUCAGAGAGUACAAUUUCCCCAAAAUGUAAUCAGGACAUUAUGGUUACCACCUUUAAAUAAAUAUAUAAACCCCGAUCCAAGAGUAUAGUGUAUCUGAGAUUCCUCCAUUACAGGCAUUUAGUCUACAGAUUUAUAGCUAUGUUUGCUAUGUUAUGCUUGAAUAAACAUAUAAUUCACUGAAGUACACAAGACAGAUAAAAGAAUACACUGUCUCUUUAAAGAGAAGAAAUUGUUUGUAAAUUUAUAAAGAGCAUAAUCUGUUAGGCCUUAUUUGAAGUAUGUACUGUGGUUUGGUAAAAGUACAACAUUAAAAGAGCC